Molecule: messenger RNA, 868 nt
Organism: Chrysochloris asiatica (Cape golden mole)
Lineage: Eukaryota; Metazoa; Chordata; Mammalia; Afrosoricida; Chrysochloridae
Gene: METTL1
Product: methyltransferase like 1
Exons: 6
Coding region: 35-868 (277 amino acids)
Biological process (GO): tRNA methylation; RNA (guanine-N7)-methylation
Cellular component (GO): tRNA methyltransferase complex
Molecular function (GO): tRNA (guanine(46)-N7)-methyltransferase activity
Source: RefSeq, a predicted model, not a curated record
GUGGGUUCGGUGGAGAAGCCCGGGACUGAAGAUCAUGGAGGGAACUGAGACUGGGAACGCUGCUGGAACAGAGGCCCCGCAGCCGCAGAAGCGCUACUACCGGCAACGUGCUCACUCCAACCCCAUGGCGGACCAUACGCUGCGCUACCCUGUGAAGCCAGAGGAGAUGGACUGGUCUGAGCUAUACCCAGAGUUCUUUGCUCCACUGACCCCAAAUCAGAGCCAUGAUGACCCAAAGGAAAAAAAAGAGAAGAGACCUCAGGCCCAAGUGGAAUUUGCAGACAUAGGCUGUGGCUAUGGUGGCCUGUUAGUGGAACUGUCACCACUGUUCCCAUACACACUGAUUCUAGGCCUGGAAAUUCGGGUGAAGGUUUCAGAUUACGUGCAAGACCGGAUUCGGGCCCUACGCGCAGCUCCUGGAGGUGGAUUCCAGAACAUUGCCUGUCUUCGUAGUAAUGCCAUGAAGCAUCUUCCUAACUUCUUCCAAAAGGGCCAGCUGACGAAAAUGUUCUUCCUCUUCCCUGACCCACAUUUUAAGCGGACAAAGCACAAGUGGCGAAUCAUCAGUCCUACUCUACUGGCAGAAUAUGCCUAUGUGCUAAGAGUCGGGGGGCUGGUAUAUACAAUAACAGAUGUGCUGGAGUUACACAACUGGAUGUGCAACCAUUUUGAAGAGCACCCUCUAUUUGAACAUGUGCCUCUGGAGGAGCUGAGUGAAGACCCCAUUGUGGGAUAUCUGGGUACCUCAACUGAAGAGGGAAAGAAAGUUCUACGCAAUGGAGGGAAGAAUUUUCCAGCCAUCUUCCGAAGAAUACAAGAUCCCAUCCUUCAAGCAGUGACCCCCAGUCCCACUCUGCCUGCACACUGA